CCAAAAUCUGAUGAGACCCUCAAAUAGCUCUGGCACACUAUUCUGUUUAUUUUGGAUUUAAUGAAUGCUUAUUUCUGUGAAAGCUAAUCUAAUUAUUUUCUCCUUUUUAUUUUGCUACACAACUCAUAAGAAGCAGCAGCUUGAAACCAAAUAACAGCUGAAGAACCAAAACAUGGCCAGUAAUCACUGCCAUUACUGCAUGGAAUCCCUUCUUGGCAGGAGGUAUGCAUUUAGAGAAGAGAAUUCUUACUGUGUUACAUGUUAUGAUGGCCUAUUUGCUAACUCCUGUGAAGAAUGCAAGAAGCCCAUUGAAUGUGAUGCCAAGGAUCUCUCCUAUAAAGGCCGUCACUGGCAUGAAGCGUGCUUCAAGUGUGCCAAAUGCAAUCACUCUUUGGUGGAAAAGCCUUUUGCUGCCAAGGAUGAGCUCUUGUUGUGUACUCAGUGUUAUUCUAAUGAGUAUUCAUCAAAGUGCUUCCACUGUCAGAAGGCCAUUAUGCCUGGGUCUCGUAAAAUGGAAUUUAAAGGAAGUUGCUGGCAUGAAACCUGUUUUGUUUGUCAGUACUGCCGGCAACCAUUAGGAACAAACCCUUUGAUUACCAAAGACAAUGAGAAUUAUUGUGUGCCAUGUUUUGAGAAGCAGUUUGCUCACCACUGCUACUCCUGCAAGAAGUUGAUAACUACUGGUGGAGUGACGUACCACGACCAGCCAUGGCACAAAGAAUGCUUUCUGUGUGCUGGAUGUAAGAAGCAGCUGUCAGGGCAAAAGUUUAUUUCCAAAGAUGACCAUCCAUACUGCCUAGACUGCUUCAGAAAGCUUUAUGCAAAGAAGUGUGCAGCCUGCAACAAACCCAUUACUGCUCUUGGAGGUGCCAAGUUUAUCUCAUUUGAAGAGCGCCAGUGGCACAGUGACUGCUUUAAUUGUGUGAAAUGUUCCAUUUCGCUGGUGGGACAAGGAUUUCUCACCCAGCAAGAUGACAUCCUCUGUCGUGAAUGUGGUUCAGCUGCAUAGUUAGAGAGAGAUGCGUUAUUCUCGCAUGCUGUAACCAAGUACUUCCUUACCCUGCAGUCAGAAAUUCAUGUAAAGGCCAUAAGAGUUAUUUAGUCAUUCAAGUUGCUUUCCAACAGCAGUUCAGUUCUAGCACAGUGCUCAGCUGCUACAUGCAUGCCUUAUAUCUUAUAAAAAAAUUUUUACACAGUUCUGGUUAAGAAAACAUUUCCAAAGAAAUUUCUAUAUAUAUUUUAAUGGAAAUACAGUAUGUGUGUCCUUGUAAAACAGUGCACUCUGCUGUUGGGAGCUUUAGAAUUUUAUAUUAUCCAAGAACAACUAUGAAAAAUCUGUAUUUGGAAGACAUAAUAGAUGACCUCAUUGAAGAAAACGUAUACCAAUACUCUACUGAUACAGACACUCAGGUGGAAAGUGGUGGUGGUGCAUUCCCCACUAGGCCACAAUAUUUAAUGUGAACAAUGUCCCUCUUCUCUCUGUGCCCCAAGGCUGCUGGGCAGACAAAGGAGGCUGCUGGCAAAGCAGUCAUUUCACUACGUGCAGAAGGUAGGGGGUUGUUGUACAGAAAGGAAAAAUUUCCACCACUCCAGAGGGGGUGCUACUUCUCUGCCUUGUAAGACAGAAAGGAGUAGGAGAAAUGGAUGCUCACCAGCAGAGAGAGUCAAGAGUCCACUCAUGGCCAGGAGGGUGAGGUGAGGGGACAGAAGGCCAUUUGCUCCAUAAUUUACACCGCUGAAUACACUAUAGGGCAAUUAAAAAGCUGUAUAAUCUUUGCUCCAAGUUGUAAGUCAGAAUUCCUUUGCACUGCUCUAUGCUUAAUCAAUGACCUACUCACUUUUUCCAGUUCUCUGAUUCUCAGUAUACUGAAUGUUAACUAAGCAGCUUGCAAAAAUGUGGGGCUUAGCCAAGCAAUUAAUUGUGUGUCCAAAAUUUCAGGUGCAUAUUUCCACUACGUGCAUCCGACGAAGUGGGUAUUCACCCACGAAAGCUCAUACUCCAAUACGUCUGUUAGUCUAUAAGGUGCCACAGGACUCUCUGCUGCUUUUACAGAUCCAGACUAACACGGCUACCCCUCUGAUACUAUUCAUAGAUUGUUUUUGGAAAAAGUGUCUGUAAGUGACAUUUUAAUUACUUCCACUUCAUAGUUGCUUGUAGCAACAAAUUUCUGUUUAUCUAUUAGGACACUUUACUAAGAACUACAUAUAAGUUGAAUAACAUGGGUCGGGGGAGGGGGGAGAUUUCUUUACAUUUUUUCAUGCAUUAGGAUUAAGGAAAAGAGGAAUUGCCAGACUGUAUCAGAUCAAUGGGCCCAUCUAAUCCAGUAUCCCAUCUCCAACAGUGGCCAGCACCAACUGCUCCAGAUAAAGAUGCAAGAAAAUCCAGAGUGCACAACUAUAGUGCAUGUUGCCCAUCCUGGUAGUUUCUUACUAAUACCUACCACCAGGGCAGGCCCUAGACCAAAUGGCACCUGAGGCAAAGUGCCCCUCCCCCUGGAUUUUUAAAAUUUUGAAUCCCUUAUUUUUUAUUCAAUAUGUAGCCCAUUUCACAACUUUGAUGCACAAUUUCCAUGUAUGAUUUAUCCCUGUCACAUAAGACAAUAAGUUUGCAUGCUAGGAUCUCUAAAUCUAUAUUUAUUCAUGCCAUAUA
This is a messenger RNA of Mauremys mutica (yellowpond turtle), 2650 nucleotides long. It is a transcript of the gene FHL5, whose product is annotated as four and a half LIM domains 5. The transcript has 6 exons. Lineage: Eukaryota; Metazoa; Chordata; Testudines; Geoemydidae. The coding region runs from base 173 to 1009 and encodes 278 amino acids. Gene Ontology annotation, cellular component: Z disc; nucleus. Gene Ontology annotation, molecular function: transcription coactivator activity. Gene Ontology annotation, biological process: positive regulation of transcription by RNA polymerase II. The record is from RefSeq and is a predicted model, not a curated record.